AUGGUCCCCAAGGUUGGAAUCAACGGUUUCGGUCGUAUCGGCCGCAUUGUAAGUGCUCCCCUCGGUUCUCCUAAUCGGCUCUUUGAGGCCCUACGUGAUAUUGAGGCUCAUGCUGACUUUGGCCUCCAGGUCUUCCGCAAUGCCAUCGCUGACGGCAACGUCGAAGUUGUCGCUGUCAACGACCCCUUCAUCGAGACCCACUACGCUAAUCUGGGCUCUCCAGUCAGCCGCGAGGACGAUGGAGCCUACAUGCUCAAGUACGACAGCACCCACGGUCAGUUCAAGGGUACCAUCGAGGUUGAUGGCACCAACGGCCUGAUUGUCAAUGGCAAGAAGGUCCGCUUCUACACUGAGCGCGACCCCUCCAACAUCCCCUGGUCCGAGACCGGCGCUGCCUACGUUGUCGAGUCCACCGGUGUCUUCACCACCCAGGAGAAGGCCUCCGCUCACUUGAAGGGUGGUGCCAAGAAGGUCAUCAUCUCUGCCCCCUCCGCUGAUGCCCCCAUGUUCGUUAUGGGUGUCAACAACACCGAGUACAAGUCCGACAUCAACGUUCUGUCCAACGCUUCUUGCACCACCAACUGCCUUGCCCCCCUCGCCAAGGUUAUCAACGACAACUUCGGUCUGGUCGAGGGUCUCAUGACCACCGUCCACUCCUACACUGCCACCCAGAAGACCGUCGACGGUCCCUCCGCUAAGGACUGGCGUGGUGGCCGCACUGCGGCCCAGAACAUCAUCCCCUCCUCCACUGGUGCUGCCAAGGCUGUCGGCAAGGUCAUCCCUGCUCUCAACGGCAAGCUGACCGGCAUGGCCAUGCGUGUCCCCACCGCCAACGUUUCCGUUGUCGACCUGACCUGCCGCAUUGAGAAGUCUGCCACCUACGACGAGAUCAAGGCUGUCGUCAAGAAGGCCUCUGAGAACGAGAUGAAGGGCAUUCUUGGCUACACCGAGGACGACAUUGUCUCCACCGACCUUAACGGUGAUGACCACUCUUCCAUCUUCGACGCCAAGGCCGGUAUUGCUCUGAACUCCAACUUCAUCAAGCUGGUCUCCUGGUACGACAACGAGUGGGGCUACUCCCACCGUGUUGUUGACCUGAUCGCCUACAUUGCCAAGGUUGAUGGUCAGUAG
Messenger RNA from Penicillium oxalicum, 1131 nucleotides. It is a transcript of the gene gpdA, whose product is annotated as glyceraldehyde 3-phosphate dehydrogenase GpdA. Gene Ontology annotation, biological process: glucose metabolic process. The record is from RefSeq and is a predicted model, not a curated record. NCBI's taxonomy places the organism in Eukaryota, Fungi, Ascomycota, Eurotiomycetes, Eurotiales, Aspergillaceae. The transcript is spliced from 5 exons. Bases 1 to 1131 code for a protein of 376 amino acids. Gene Ontology annotation, molecular function: NADP binding; NAD binding; oxidoreductase activity, acting on the aldehyde or oxo group of donors, NAD or NADP as acceptor.